UCCGGAGCCUCUCUCCCCACACACGCCUGUGAGGGGAUUCCCUGGGUGGAGUGGCCGGAGGUCCCUGCGCUCUGAUCGCGACGUUUCUCCGCCCCGCGCCAUGGGAGUGACUUGCGUGUCCCAGAUGCCGGUGGCCGAGGGCAAGAAUGUCCAGCAGACCGUGGAGCUCCUCACCCGGAAGCUGGAGCUGCUUGGGGCCGAGAAGCAAGGGACGUUCUGCGUUGACUGUGAGACCUACCACACAGCAGCCUCCACUCUCGGCAGCCAAGGCCAGACGGGGAAGCUGAUGUACGUGAUGCACAACUCCGAGUACCCCCUGAGCUGCUUCGCCCUCUUUGAGAACGGGCCUUGCCUAGUGGCUGACACCAACUUUGACGUGCUCAUGGUGAAGCUCAAGGGCUUUUUCCAGAGUGCCAAGGCCAGCAAGAUUGAGACCCGGGGCACCCGCUACCAGUACUGUGACUUUCUCGUGAAGGUGGGCACCGUCACCAUGGGACCCAGUGCCCGAGGCAUCUCCGUGGAGGUGGACUAUGGCCCCUGCGUGGUGGCCGGGGACUGCUGGAACCUGCUGCUCGAGUUCCUGCAGAGCUUCCUAGGCAGCCACACCCCCGGGGCCCCUGCGGUGUUCGGGAGCAGACACGACGCCGUCUACAGCCCGGCGGACACCAUGGGCCAGUACAUGGAGCUUUUCAACAAGAUCCGAAAGCAGCAGCAGGUGCCGGUGGCCGGCCUUCGCUAGGACUCCACACCGAAACCCAGGACUGGUACGGAGUCCGGCCUGGCCUUGACUUCUGUUUGAACUCUGGACACCCCUUUUCUGACUUUCACCUGUAGGCCCCGACACCGGCACGCAUCUGCCCUGUAGAACCACAGUUAUGAAGAAUGGAGAGAGGCGGGGCCCUUCUGCCUUAGGGGCCCAGGUAGGGUGGGAGGGCCUGGCCGGGAGCUGGCGGGACAGCAGAGUGCAGCGCCUGCGGGGGCUGUGGACAGGCACCCGGAUUAGGGGCCCUCCUGGACUGCACCGUGGCCAGCCUCGCUCUUGGAGACCAGGGCUGAGGCUGACUUGCUGGCUCUUUCCCAACCUGCCAGCUGAGGUGAGUGGGAAGCGGGUUUUUCUGGGGUAUUGUCAGAAUCCUUGGAGGCUCCCUCUGACGUCCCCCUUGGGCUGUGAAUUUUGUUAAGCCCCAAGCAGAGCUUCUGUCACCAAGGGGGCUCCAAGGAGAGGUUAGUUUCUCUCUCUUCAGCAGAACAGAAACCCAGAGGGUUCAUGAAAGAUUUGACUCUGUAAGGCGAUCAGCCAGCUCUCGGGGAAUUCCUUGUGGGAAUGCAGGGUCUCGGCACACUCACUGUCUCCCGCUCCUGUUUGCUUUCUGUUUUAAAGGUUAUGGGGCCUGAGCCGUAGCACAGUGGGAAGAGUGCUUCCCUUGCACACAGCCAACCAGGUUCUAUCCCCCACAUCCCAUAGGGUCCCCCCAGCACCACCAGGAAUAAUUCUGGUGCAGAGCCGGGAGUAACGCCUAAGCACUGGGUGUGGUCCAGAAAUCAGUCAAUCAGUCAAUAAGGGCUAUGAGUGGGGAUUGUCCAAAUCUUUAUGGUCGUACACUUUGCUGAAAGGGAUGCGAAAAUAGCCUCUUACUUGAGGCCUGGAGAGAGAGUGCAGCAGCUAGGGUGCUUGCCUUGCACGCAGCCGAUUUGAGUUCAAUCCCAUGCAGCCCAUCUGGCCCCCUCUGGAGUGACCUCUAAGCACCACCGGGUGAGACCAAAGAACCAAUCUUUUAAAAAAGCCUCUCAAGUGAGGUGUGUGGAGCUGUGACUAGAAGAUAAAGGAGAAAUGGAAGCUGGGCCCAGUGAGUGACUUAGUGGCCAGUUGCUACUUGGACCUCAAGGGACCAGUGCCCAGAAGUGCUCUUAGCUCUCACUCUGCAGCCAGGGGCGUGCGAGGAGCUGCUCGGCUAUGGUUUCGUGUGGGGCAUUGCCACUCCCAGUGCCCCCUUUCUGCUCCGCUGGACUCCAGGAAGCUGGUCUGUACUCCUGGCCUCCCUCUCAGUGCCCAGGCACUUCCGGUUCUCAUCGCCCGGAGCCUGGUGGGAACGGUUAGCCGAGAGGCUGUCCUGUACUUCGUGGCACCUGCGCUCUUCCUCACCCACUGGAGUCUCCUGCUGCUACUUGCCCACGUUGCCUGCUUGGUCCACCUCUGCAGAAUGUCCCAGGAGCGCACACUGUGCCCGCCAACAAUUGGCCGGCCACUCCGCCCUGUGUCUUUGGGAGCCAGUGCCUGCGGCAGGCACUUCAGGGAAACUUCUGGGAGCUCCGCCACAGGUCAGGGCCAUGCGCCCAUCUCGCUUGGGCCAGCAGGAAGCUCUCACUUCAGCUUCGGAACCACAGGACCCAUCUUCUGCCUUUUUGGUUCUCAUUUCCCUCAAGGUUGUCAAUUAUUUUGCUUAUUUUGAGGACUAUUUUGGAGAUUGUUUGUAUUCAAUAAAAUGAAUGGAUCUCGUG
Molecule: messenger RNA, 2499 nt
Organism: Sorex araneus (European shrew)
Lineage: Eukaryota; Metazoa; Chordata; Mammalia; Eulipotyphla; Soricidae
Gene: MED20
Product: mediator complex subunit 20
Exons: 4
Coding region: 101-739 (212 amino acids)
Biological process (GO): regulation of transcription by RNA polymerase II
Cellular component (GO): mediator complex
Molecular function (GO): transcription coactivator activity
Source: RefSeq, a predicted model, not a curated record